AUGAUUGGUUAUCUCUGUUCUAGAUUUGUGGUAAAGGAUGCUCAAAAGUAUAAGCCUAUUAUUCCACACUUGAAAUGGAUGAUAAAAUGUUACAUCCUUGAAAUUGUGAAGAUGGAUGUUGAUAUCACAUCUAUUAUGAAGAAGAGCCCUAUUUUGAAACCUAAAGAACAGCCGAAAGAUAUCCAAAAUUUGAAUGUAGGAGUCAUUUGGAAUAAGCAUUGGAGAAUUAUUUACAAAAGAAAGGAAGAUGAAGAUAUCCACAAAUGCAUGUGCUUCUUAAUGGAUAAACACCUGUAUUCUAUGAAUGUACUAAAACUAAUCAUAUCUUUGGCCGAAGCCAACAAAGAAAACUAUGAUGCCGACAUCAAAUGCAUUUCAGAUAUGAUUCGCUGGUACUUGUCUAUUUGA
Lactuca saligna is the source of this 408-nucleotide messenger RNA. The record is from the annotation of a GenBank genome assembly. NCBI's taxonomy places the organism in Eukaryota, Viridiplantae, Streptophyta, Magnoliopsida, Asterales, Asteraceae.